This is a messenger RNA of Condylostylus longicornis, 672 nucleotides long. RefSeq names its product nucleoside diphosphate kinase (gene awd). Gene Ontology annotation, biological process: UTP biosynthetic process; GTP biosynthetic process; CTP biosynthetic process. Bases 20 to 526 code for a protein of 168 amino acids. Lineage: Eukaryota; Metazoa; Arthropoda; Insecta; Diptera; Dolichopodidae. Gene Ontology annotation, molecular function: nucleoside diphosphate kinase activity. The transcript has 2 exons. The record is from RefSeq and is a predicted model, not a curated record.
UAACAUACUUUAACAUUCCAUGAUUUGUUCAUUACUAGCAUUUUUCUCGUUGUUCUCAACAGCAAUGGCGGCAAAUAAGGAACGUACAUUUAUUAUGGUAAAACCCGAUGGAGUCCAUCGUGGAUUAGUUGGAAAAAUUAUCGAAAGAUUUGAACAAAAAGGAUUCAAGUUGGUUGCUAUGAAGUUCAUGUGGGCAAGCAAAGAACAUCUGGAAAAACACUAUGCAGAUCUUGCUGGUCGUCCAUUUUUCAAUGGUCUAGUAGAAUAUAUGAGUUCUGGACCUGUAGUUCCAAUGGUAUGGGAAGGAUUAAAUGUUGUAAAGACUGGUCGCCAAAUGCUUGGAGCUACAAAUCCAGCUGAUUCUAUGCCAGGAACCAUACGUGGUGAUUUUUGCAUUCAAGUUGGAAGAAAUAUAAUCCAUGGAUCAGAUGCUGUUGAAUCAGCCAAUAAAGAAAUUGCUCUUUGGUUCAACGAGAAAGAGUUAGUAUCAUGGUCUCCAGCCGCUGAAAAUUGGGUUUAUGAAUGAAUAGACAAUAAAUUUAUAUUAAAAUAUAAAUUAUAAGAUUCUAAAAUAAAGUGUACGGUCGCAAAUAUUAACUGUAAAAUAAUAUUCCAUUUGUAUAUUUAUUAGUUAAAAAAAAUGUCGCCUAAUAAAUAUCUAUGAAAAAUACA